Messenger RNA from Crotalus tigris (Tiger rattlesnake), 2361 nucleotides. It is a transcript of the gene LPAR5, whose product is annotated as lysophosphatidic acid receptor 5. The coding region runs from base 715 to 1836 and encodes 373 amino acids. The transcript is spliced from 2 exons. Lineage: Eukaryota; Metazoa; Chordata; Lepidosauria; Squamata; Viperidae. Gene Ontology annotation, cellular component: membrane. Gene Ontology annotation, biological process: G protein-coupled receptor signaling pathway; behavioral response to pain. Gene Ontology annotation, molecular function: G protein-coupled receptor activity. The record is from RefSeq and is a predicted model, not a curated record.
AGUAAGUACAAGUUUUUACCAGCUUACUUCCUUAUUCUGUCCACAGUUGCUGCUUCUUUUACUAUCGUUUUUGCUUUAAUGAAAAAUGGCUUGUUAACUACUGAAAUGAAUAUUCUCGCCAAAACCGUGUUGGUUGCAUCACAAAAAGAGACUGAAAAUAAUGGAAUGGAGACAAAAAAAGCAAAGUGAUGCAUCUGAAAGAAGAAGUGGAAACAAUCAGAGAGGAAGUAGAGUUGGACAGAUCGAAGGAAGUUUAUAAAACAGAAUUGUUGCCACCUAUCUGACAUUCUUUUACUGCUUGGGAGGUUUCUUUGAAUUUUUGCUGAUGAACCAACAUCUCUUCAGUUGUUGCGAGCAUUAAACAGAGGACAUUUGAAAUCUGUAACUCCACCAACCUGCAAAAAGGUAAAACACAUGGAGUGGAGAGAAAACGGGUGCAGCAUUAGAUCUGAUGCUGAUAAAUGGUGGUUAAACUUUUUGACAUCAAUAAGACUCAUCGUUCUAUGACUGAGAACGGCCCUAAACCUCCUCGACUCUAAUGGAUUGUGAAGCCUGAAGUCCAAGUCAAAGAGUUAGGACCAUCAUCUGAAUUAAGGAAUAUAAUGAUGAGCACCAACUUGAAUUCUGGGCCCUUUUUUGGUCUCUCGUAAUCUCUGCUUCUCCCAGAAUCUUAAACAGAUCUGUCAAAGUCUUUUCUUCAGCUGAUUUCCAGGCAUGUCAGCUGACAAUGUUACUAUAUGCAAAAAUUAUAGUCACAUUCAUCAACUGCAGUUGAUUGGAUACAGCUUGAUCUUCAUAGCAGGCGUAUGUCUCAAUAUUGCAUCCCUCUUGAUCUUCUUGUACUAUCUGAAGCUCAAGUCAGUGGUAGCCAUCUACAUGUGUAACCUGGUUGUGAGUGACCUCCUUUUCACCAUAUCUUUGCCCUUCCGUAUUUACUAUUAUCACAUGGGAGAAUGGCCCUUUGGAAGUUUCCUUUGUCAAGUCUCAGGUUCCCUCUUUCAAAUAAAUAUGUAUGGUAGCUGCCUCUUCCUGAUGUGCAUCAAUUUUGACCGAUUUAUUGCUAUUGUCUACCCACUACGCUGGCGCCACCUCCGGCGUCCCAAAGUGGCCCGGCUGCUCUGCUGUGUGGUUUGGGUACUAAUCCUGGUAAGCUCUAUUCCAGUUGCUGUAAUCCACAAGACAACUCCGUGUAUUAAGCAAAGUGGAACAAAUUCUAAACAAAAUGAAAUUACUGUGUGCUUUGAAAGUUUCAGUAAGCACUUGUGGCAGGGAAAAAUCUUCGGUCUGGUCAUUUUAGCAGAGAUUCUUGGCUUUCUCCUCCCUCUGACCUCUGUGACGGUCUGUUCAAUCCGAAUUUUUCAGAAACUGUGCCAAACCCGUGGGGCCAAGACCCUACGACAAGAAAAGACCAUUCGCAUGCUUGUAGUCAAUCUGGUCAUCUUUAUCAUCUGCUUCGUACCCUACAACACCAUUCUGGCAGUCUAUGGGAUGAUAAAAGCCAACGUGAUUAAGACUGAUUUAACCAUGCAGGCUUCAGUGCGCAACGCCCUUAUCGUCACUAUGCUAUUUGCAAGUAUGAAUUGUACCCUGGACCCCUUGAUCUAUUAUUUCAAUACAGAAGGCUUCAAAAAUACUUUGAAGAAAAUAAGAAGAGGGCAGACUUGGGAUUUUGAGAUGGGAACACUUCAGACUCGAGCAACAAAAGUUGGUUACUACAAGGCAGCAAAUGUUAAGCAAGACAGUAAACAAUAUCCAGUUCAGAAUUCAAUUGCUCCCUGUGAGGACUUGCCCUUUGCUUCUCCUAAGAUAUUCUUGAGUAGCUCCAUUGAAGACUGAAAUAUAGAGAUGGGGGACCUAUCAAACUAUCAAGCUUUUGGAAUGAAUUGGCAUUACAGAAAGUAAUUGCCAGAAACAUUUGAACAAAAUACGAAGAUUUUAUGCACUUAAACACUGUAAAGCCCUAUACUGUACAGUAAGUAUUUCAUAUUUCAAGAACAAUUUCCAAUAUUGAUUUUAGAAUUUAUUUUCCAUUUCCCAUCCAUAGAGCUGUCUGAUACUCAUAUGAAUGCUAUAAGGCAGGGGUGGCGAACCUAUGGCAUGCGUGCCAGAGGCGGCACUCAGAGCCCUCUCUGUGGGCACUUCUCUGAACUGCUGAUGGCGGGCUACGGAGCCCCAGAGUGAGCCGGUCGAGGGGCUGGCAGGCUGUGGCUGCUGACGGACAAUGUCAGCCUCCAUGCGCUCGCUCUGUGUGCGGGGGCCGAUGGUGUCAGGCAGCAGCAGCCCCAGCCCCUUGCCUUGCCCUGAGAUAAUGGCACCCCCACCCUGCCUCGCCUCACCCCACAGGAUGAGCCUCCUACCCAC